GAGAAGAGGACAAAGAUACUCAGAGAAAAAGUAAAGGACUGAAGUAGGAGACUGGAGAGACCAGGAUCCUUCAAGCUGAACAAACUCAGCCGCAAAGCAGACUAGUCAGCCGGCUACAAUUGGAGUCAGAGUUCCAAAGAAAUGGGCUUGUUAGAGUGCUGUGCAAGAUGUCUUGUAGGGGCCCCCUUUGCUUCCUUGGUGGCCACUGGAUUGUGUUUCUUUGGGGUGGCACUGUUCUGUGGCUGUGGACAUGAAGCACUCACUGGCACAGAAAAGCUAAUUGAGACCUAUUUCUCCAAAAACUACCAGGACUAUGAGUAUCUCAUCAAUGUGAUCCAUGCCUUCCAGUAUGUCAUCUAUGGAACUGCCUCUUUCUUCUUCCUUUAUGGGGCCCUCCUGCUGGCUGAGGGCUUCUAUACCACCGGCGCAGUCAGGCAGAUCUUUGGCGACUACAAGACCACCAUCUGCGGCAAGGGCCUGAGCGCAACGGUAACAGGGGGCCAGAAGGGGAGGGGUUCCAGAGGCCAACAUCAAGCUCAUUCUUUGGAGCGGGUGUGUCAUUGUUUGGGAAAAUGGCUAGGACAUCCCGACAAGUUUGUGGGCAUCACCUAUGCCCUGACUGUUGUGUGGCUCCUGGUGUUUGCCUGCUCUGCUGUGCCUGUGUACAUUUACUUCAACACCUGGACCACCUGCCAGUCUAUUGCCUUCCCCAGCAAGACCUCUGCCAGUAUAGGAAGUCUCUGUGCUGAUGCCAGAAUGUAUGGUGUUCUCCCAUGGAAUGCUUUCCCUGGCAAGGUGUGUGGCUCCAACCUUCUGUCCAUCUGCAAAACAGCUGAGUUCCAAAUGACCUUCCACCUGUUUAUUGCUGCAUUUGUGGGAGCUGCAGCCACACUGGUUUCCCUGCUCACCUUCAUGAUUGCUGCCACUUACAACUUUGCCGUCCUUAAACUCAUGGGUCGAGGCACCAAGUUCUGAUCCCCUGUAGAAGUUUCCCUUUCGCUAAUAGCCAGGCUCUAACCACACAGCCUACAGUGCUGCGUCUCCCAUGUUAACUCUUUGCCUUUGCCACUGACUGGCUCUCUUCUUACUUGACAAGUGUAACAAGAAAGGAGGGUCUUGUGGUGAUUAAUGUCUCUCUGUGGACUCUCCCCUCUUAUGUACCUCUUUUAGUCAUUUUGCUUCACAGCUGGUUCCUGCUAGAAAUGGGAAAUGCUUCAGACGGUGACUCCCCAACUGCAACUUACAAAGAAAUGGAGGCUCUAAUUCAAUUCAAUUCAAUUCAAUUCAAUUCAAUUCAAGCAUCUCCUGAGGACCAGGAAGUGUUUUCUUCUCAAAGGGCACUUCUACCGAUGGAAACAAAGUUGAAAGAAAUACUCAUGUAGAGAGAAGGGAUAUACCUGGUUCCCUUUGACAUCUAUCAGGGCCAAAUAUAUUUUCCUUUGUGUACAAAACAAAGAACCCACUUCUGUCUCCCUAUUACCAUUGAAGAUAGAAGAAGAAGAAAAAAGAAUGCCAACAAAACAAUAACAGCAUUUUCCCAAAUCUGCCGACAAAACAAUAAGAGCAUUUGCCCAAAUCUACCUAUUGCAGCUGGGAAAAGGGGGUCAAAGCAAGGAUCUUUCACCCAUAGAAAGAGAGCACUGACCCUGAUGACGAUAGACUAUUUAAGCCCUAACUCAGCCAACCUUACUUAUAGCAUAAGGGAGUGUAAUAUCUAUGUAGACCAAGGAGGCACUUGGCCUUACAUCUUAUUAGAGAAGAGAGGCAGGGUGUUGUCAGCAUCUUCUCACUCCCUUCUUGAUAAUAACUACCAUGACAACCCUAUGGUUUCCAAGGAGCUGAGAACAGAGAGAAACUAGCUCAUAUGAAAUAAAAAGACUGGCCUAAGGAACAGCAGUUGUUAGUGGCUAACAGUGUAAACUGAGCUAGACCUCUGGUAGACACGGGAUAGAUAACUCUUCAGAUAGUGUGUCUUUUUUUCUGUUGAUUAGUUGUAUACUCUGGCCUCUGUCAUAUCUUCACAAUGGUGCUCUUUUCAUGGGAUAUUAUUCAUUCAGUCAUAGAAGAUGAUUUGAAGAUCUUGAUUUGUUUCAGAAUGAUGCAUAUUUCACAUUUUCCAAUUUGUUUAUCACUUGUUUGGUGUUGUACCAGAAAGGUCUAGAAAAUUAUUCUUUGAUUAUGAUUCUUUAACAAAUGACCAUUGAACAUUAAACAUUGCAAAUACUAUUUAAAAUUGGCUAGUCCCAUGCAUCUACUAGAUUUUCUCCAAAUUAUCUGCUCUUGGCAGAAAGAGAUUUGGUGAAUUUGAACCUCAAUUUGAAUAACUUAUAUGAUUGUUUUUUUAGGCUAGUGGGGGAUGAUUUGAUUUAGCAGUGUUACUUUGGUGUGUAAAGACUUAGGUUUGACAUACAGGUUAUUUUCCAGGUAUAAAUCACAUAACCAAAUGCCUUAACCAUCAGCCACCAUGGAAACGGAAGUAUGGAAAGAGUUUGAAACUUGAGUAACUGACAUGUUUCAGGCUUCUCUUUCUGUGUUUGUUAAUUUUGGGUUAAAAAAGAAAAAGCAGAGUGAUCUUUAUCAAAAGAAAGAUUUUAUGGAUAUUAUUGUAGGUGGCUCUUUUGUCUUACAGAGCUAUUUUUUCCCCAGACCAAAGUGGUUUCAACAAUGUUUAAGGAGGUAUAAGAUGUUUACAAAAAUAUUCUUAAUAUUUGUCUUAAGACCAGUAUACAAGAUAAGCUUCCAGGCUGAAUAGAGGGAGAAGAUGGAAAAGGUUCUGUAAGAAACCAAUCAAGAUCAAGGAAAGUGAAGUAAUUAUAUCUUGUGUUUUGUUUUGAUUCAAUAACGUAAUAAAUAACCAACCCUUUCCUGAAAACCUCUCAUGCAUACAUACACACAUAUACACACAUGAAGAGAGUUACCUGAAAGUGUUUCCUUCAUUUCUGAUAUGGAAUUUCAAUUUAACACACAUAAAGGAUAAACUUUUAGGAACUUAUCUUACAAAAUGUAUUUUAUAAAAUUAAAGAAAAAUAAAAUUAAGAAUGUUCUCAGUCAA
Molecule: messenger RNA, 3052 nt
Organism: Suricata suricatta (meerkat)
Lineage: Eukaryota; Metazoa; Chordata; Mammalia; Carnivora; Herpestidae
Gene: PLP1
Product: proteolipid protein 1
Exons: 7
Coding region: 142-975 (277 amino acids)
Biological process (GO): axon development; central nervous system myelination
Cellular component (GO): plasma membrane; myelin sheath
Molecular function (GO): structural constituent of myelin sheath
Source: RefSeq, a predicted model, not a curated record